GUUGUUACUAUUUUACUAUAUUGUUAUUAUAAUUCAAAUGCCAUUGCAAAACUAUUCCGAAGAAAGUAGACAACUCAUCAGUGAUUUUGACGCUCGAAUGAGAGACUUGGUUCAAGAGACAGUUGAAAAGUUAAUGCUGGCAGAAAACAUUUCUAAGGUCGAGGCUGAAGAGGCCAUUGAAUUUAAUCGUGAAGCAACGCAAGUAGUCUUUCGUAAACGUAAAAGCCCUUACAACGCUUUUACAGAAAAGUUGGCAGCAACUAAGAAAAUGGAUACUACUGCAGAUGUUCAAUCCGAAGGUAUACUAAACUCACCGCUUAAUCGCUUUUCAAAAAAAAAUGCGUCUACGCUAAACAAAACAUUGAACCCAGCAGAAAAGGCUGCAUUGGUAACCGAUUAUCAACAUGUUAGUAAGCUUACUUACGAGAAAAAGCGCCAGCAUCAUAUGGAAGCAGUCUCAGAGAUGAAGAAAAUAAUUCACUCCUACAAUGCUCUCUGUGGUUCGGACUUCCUCGUUAUCAGUGUAUUUCUAUUCAACAAAAAAUCUGGUAAUGUUCGUUUGAUUAUGCAUAUGCUAACUGCUGGAGAUACUCAUCCAAGCGCAACAUUUGCUAAAGCAUUUCCGUUCCAGAAGUUCAAGGAUCAAACUGCUGAUCUGAAGAUGUUUGGGUGGCACGAAGAUGUCGCAGUUAGAAGGGCCCAUGAGCAAAUAUCUGGACAAAUGCACCUCGUCCUUGAGGCAAUUAAAGAAAAUACGAUUUCUUUUGCUGUACCAGGUGCAGAAGCAGUUGAUACAACUCCGGCUACGCUGGAAGUUUCUUCGCCUGACCUUGCCCAUUAACAAAGGUAAUUAUAUCCUUUCUUUUUCCUCGUUUAAAUAAAUUUAAAUACAUUUAACACUUGAUUUGUUGGGAUACUUUUUAUUUUGCGUUUUACGUCUUGAAUCCCAUAAAGAAUAAACUGAAAUAAAGAAUAAACUGAAAUAAAGAAUAAACUGAAAUGAAGAAUAAACUGAAAUAAAG
Messenger RNA from Mucor mucedo, 1022 nucleotides. RefSeq lists its product as uncharacterized. The transcript has 3 exons. The record is from RefSeq and is a predicted model, not a curated record. NCBI's taxonomy places the organism in Eukaryota, Fungi, Mucoromycota, Mucoromycetes, Mucorales, Mucoraceae. Bases 38 to 841 code for a protein of 267 amino acids.